Molecule: messenger RNA, 4782 nt
Organism: Rhineura floridana
Lineage: Eukaryota; Metazoa; Chordata; Lepidosauria; Squamata; Rhineuridae
Gene: COL1A2
Product: collagen type I alpha 2 chain
Exons: 48
Coding region: 100-3951 (1283 amino acids)
Molecular function (GO): extracellular matrix structural constituent
Source: RefSeq, a predicted model, not a curated record
CCAGGUCCACCAGGCAGAGAUGGUGACGAUGGUCCACAAGGCCCCCCAGGGCCCCCUGGUCUUCCUGGUCUUGGCGGAAACUUUGCUGCUCAGUAUGACAUGUCCAAAGCAGCGGAUCUUGGUCCCGGACCUAUGGGUAUAAUGGGACCCAGAGGCCCUCCUGGAGUAACUGGACCCCCUGGUGCUCCAGGCUACCAUGGUCCUGCUGGUGAACCUGGUGAACCCGGUCAAACGGGUCCCCAAGGUGCUCGUGGUCCAACUGGUCCUCCUGGAAAGUCUGGUGAAGAUGGUCAUCCUGGGAAACCUGGACGAUCUGGUGAGCGGGGUGUUCCUGGAACUCAGGGUGCUCGUGGCUUUCCUGGAACUCCUGGUCUGCCUGGUUUCAAAGGAAUAAGGGGACAUAACGGUUUGGAUGGUCGGAAAGGAGAGCCUGGUGCCCCAGGUGUUAAGGGUGAACCUGGUGCCACUGGUGAAAAUGGUACCCCUGGACAAUCUGGUGCCCGUGGUCUCCCUGGUGAAAGGGGAAGAAUUGGUGCUCCCGGCUCAGUUGGUGCUCGUGGCAGUGAUGGAAGCAACGGCCCCUCUGGUCCUGCUGGCCCCAUUGGUGCUGCUGGAGCUCCAGGAUUCUCAGGUGCUCCUGGAGCCAAGGGUGAAAUCGGUUCUGCUGGUAACUCUGGUCCAUCUGGUCCUGCUGGCCCUCGUGGUGAGCCUGGACUUCCUGGUGUUUCUGGUCCCAUUGGCCCUGCAGGUAACCCUGGUGCCAACGGCAUUAAUGGUGCUAAAGGCGCAGCUGGUGUUCCUGGUGUAGCUGGUGCUCCCGGCCUGCCCGGUGCUCGUGGUAUCCCCGGCCCUUCUGGCGCUGCUGGCCCUGCUGGUGCUAGAGGACUUGUUGGUGAACCUGGCACUCAUGGACCCAAGGGAGAAACUGGCAACAAGGGUGAACCUGGUGCUGCUGGUCCUGCUGGCAGUGCUGGCCCAAGUGGUGAGGAAGGCAAGAGGGGUGCCAACGGCGAGCCAGGCUCUACUGGGGCACCUGGACCUGCAGGUUUAAGAGGUGUUCCUGGAUCUCGUGGUCUCCCUGGAUCUGAUGGCAGAGCUGGUGUUAUGGGACUUGCUGGCAGUCGUGGUGCUACUGGUCCUGCUGGUGGUAAAGGUCCCCAUGGAGACGUUGGUCGCCCUGGUGAACCUGGUCACUUGGGCCCAAGAGGUCUCCCUGGUCAAUCUGGAAGCCCAGGCCCUGCUGGCAAGGAAGGUCCUGGUGGUCUGCCUGGUCCUGAUGGUCGACCUGGUCCAGUUGGUCCAGCUGGCCCAAGAGGUGAACGUGGCCACGUUGGAUUCCCAGGACCAAAAGGUCCAAAUGGUGAGCCUGGCAAACCUGGUGACAGAGGCCACGGUGGUCUUGCUGGCCCACGGGGUCUUCCUGGCUCUGAUGGAAACAAUGGAGCUCAGGGUCCACCUGGUGUCGCUGGCAACCCUGGUGCUAAAGGUGAAAAUGGUGCAUCUGGUGCUCCUGGCUUCCAAGGCCUUCCAGGUCCCUCAGGCUCAGUUGGUGAAGUUGGCAAACCAGGUGAAAGGGGUCUUCAUGGUGAAUUUGGUCUCCCUGGUCCUGCUGGUUCAAGAGGUGAGCGUGGCCCUCCAGGUGAAAGUGGUGCUGCUGGUCCUGCAGGUUCCAUCGGAAGCCGAGGCCCAUCUGGCCCACCAGGAAGUGAUGGUAACAAGGGUGAACCCGGUGUUGCUGGUAUAGCUGGGGCCCCAGGCCCAGGUGGUCCUAGUGGAAUUCCUGGGGAGAGAGGCGCUGCUGGCGGCCCAGGAGGCAAAGGUGAAAAGGGUGGACCAGGCUUCAGAGGAGAGGCUGGCGCAACAGGAAGAGAUGGUGGACGGGGUAUUGCUGGUGCACAUGGCCCUCCCGGCCCUAGUGGACCUUCUGGUGAAAGGGGUGAAGCUGGUCCUGCUGGUCCCGCUGGUCCUGCUGGUAAUCGUGGAGUUUCUGGUGAACGUGGUGAGGUUGGCCCUGCUGGUCCUCCUGGAUUCGCUGGUUCUCCUGGUGCAGCUGGUCAGUCCGGUGCUAAAGGUGAAAGAGGUCAGAGAGGACCUAAAGGUGAUCAUGGCCCACAGGGUGUCGUUGGUGCCGUUGGUAAUGCUGGCCCCGCUGGUCCUGUUGGACCUACAGGUCUCACUGGAGGUCGUGGUGAUGGUGGUCCACCUGGUCCCACUGGUUUCCCUGGAGCUGCUGGCAGAACUGGAACUCCUGGCUCUGCUGGUCCUUCUGGUCCUCCUGGUCCUCCUGGCCCAUCUGGCAAAGAGGGUAUUAGAGGCCCACGUGGUGACGCUGGACCAUUUGGCCGUGCUGGUGAACCUGGUAUUGUUGGACCACCUGGCUUCCUCGGAGAGAAAGGUCCAAGUGGAGAAGGUGGUGCUGCUGGUUCCCCUGGUAGUCCAGGUCCUCAAGGUAUUCUUGGAGCUCCUGGUAUCCUUGGUCUUCCUGGCUCCAGAGGAGAACGUGGUCUCCCAGGCAUUGCUGGAGCACUUGGUGAACCUGGACCCCUUGGUGUUGCUGGUCCCCCUGGUGCCCGUGGCCCAUCUGGUGGCCUUGGUGCCCCUGGUGUGAGUGGUGCUGCUGGCGAAGCUGGACGUGAUGGAAAUCCAGGUAACGAUGGCCCUCCAGGCCGCCAUGGUGCUCCUGGUUACAAGGGUGAACGUGGUGGUCCUGGCAGCCCUGGUCCCACUGGUGCUCUCGGUGCUCCUGGCCCCCAUGGUUCUGUUGGCCCUGCUGGCAAACCUGGAAAUCGUGGUGAAUCUGGUCCUGUUGGAGUUACUGGUCCUGUUGGCCCUGCUGGUGCAAGAGGUCUUGCUGGCUCUCAUGGUCCACGUGGGGAGAAAGGUGUUCAUGGUGAUAAGGGACCCAGAGGCUUGCCUGGUUUGAAAGGACACAAUGGACUUCAGGGUCUGCCUGGCAUUUCUGGUCAUCAUGGAGAACAAGGUUCACCUGGUGUUACUGGACCUUCUGGCCCAAGGGGCCCUGCUGGUCCUUCUGGUCCUUCUGGAAAAGAUGGCCGCAAUGGUCUGCCUGGACCUGUUGGGCCUGCUGGUGUCCGUGGAUCUCAGGGUAGCCAUGGACCUUCUGGUCCACCAGGUCCACCUGGUCUUCCCGGCCCACCCGGUCCCAAUGGUGGUGGAUACGAAAUUGGCUAUGAUGUAGAAUUCUACCGGGCAGAUCAGCCUUCUCUUAGACCAAAGGACUAUGAAGUUGAUGCUACUCUGAAAACAUUGAACAAUCAAAUUGAGACCCUCCUGACCCCAGAAGGCUCUAGAAAGAACCCAGCUCGCACCUGUCGUGACCUAAGACUUAGCCACCCAGAAUGGACCAGUGGCUUCUACUGGAUCGAUCCUAACCAAGGCUGCACCAUGGAUGCCAUCAGAGUGUAUUGUGACUUCUCCACUGGUGAGACUUGCAUCCAUGCCAAUCCAGAAAACAUUCCAGCUAAGAACUGGUACACUAGCAAGAACCCUGCUGAGAAGAAACACAUAUGGUUUGGAGAAACUAUCAAUGGUGGUACUCAGUUUGAGUACAACGAGGAAGGUGUGACUGUCAAGGACAUGGCCACCCAACUUGCCUUCAUGCGACUACUGGCUAACCAUGCUUCCCAGAACAUCACUUACCACUGCAAGAACAGCAUUGCUUACAUGGAUGAGGAAACAGGCAACCUUAAGAAGGCAGUGAUAUUGCAGGGAUCCAACGAUGUUGAACUACGAGCUGAAGGCAACAGCAGGUUCACUUUCAGUGUUCUUGAAGAUGGCUGCUCUAAAAAGACGAACAAAUGGGGCAAAACAAUUAUUGAAUACAGAACAAAUAAGCCAUCUCGCUUGCCCAUCCUUGACAUUGCACCUUUGGACAUUGGUGGCGCUGACCAAGAAGUCGGUUGGGACAUUGGCCCAGUCUGUUUCAAAUGAAUGAACUAAAACUAACUUAAAACCAAAAAAAAAAAAAAGUAUUCUCUCUUUGCCAUUUCUUUUUUAUACUGAAAGCUGACUCCUUCCAUUUCUUCUGUUCAUCUACUUGCUUAAACUCUGGGCGAAAGAGGAGAAGGAUUUAUUGGAACGUUGUGCAAUGCAAUUUAAUACAGCCCCAAAAGGAAUCGGAAGGUUUUUUCAAGAUUUUUAUCAACUUGUUGUGGAAAAUGUCAGCCUUUGUGUAAAAAAAAAAAAAAAACCAAAAAAACCAAAAACCAAAUAAAAAAAUCCUGAAAGUUUGCACCACUUGUGGCCUUUGACUAUAUUCCACAGAGGAAGUUUAAAACCACAACUUCCAAAGGUUUGAACUACCUCAUACACUUUUAAGCCAAGUGUGAUCCACAUUCUUAUACAUAUGAACUGAGGUGCUUUUGAUUCCGUUCAUAAGAAAAAGGUGCUGAUUCAGUAUUAUAGAGUAUAUUAUCAAUACUUGAACUUUAAUGGUGCUAGUGUCAUUUGGAUAAGAAAAAAAACAACACACCACUUUUCUGUAUUAAGUUGUAUUGUUUCUUUGGAAUCUGUCUCAAAAUAAAGUCAGACUGUCCCAUCUCACCCCCAGACUAAGCAUGUGGAUCAUUUCUUCCCCACCCCAUCUUCAUUCUCUUCUUCAACAUCAGGUGUCCAUGCUUUUAAAUCUCAUUUUCAUCCUCUACAAUGGGCAAAAAAGGAAUCAUCGUUUCUCAAAAAAAUUGUACCUAUUUUGUAUAUGUGAGAUGUUUAAAUAAAUUGUGAAAAAAUUGAAAUAAAGCAUGUCCAGUGUUCCAAAAGAAA